Annulohypoxylon maeteangense is the source of this 1340-nucleotide messenger RNA. RefSeq lists its product as uncharacterized. The record is from RefSeq and is a predicted model, not a curated record. The coding region runs from base 282 to 932 and encodes 216 amino acids. NCBI's taxonomy places the organism in Eukaryota, Fungi, Ascomycota, Sordariomycetes, Xylariales, Hypoxylaceae. The transcript has a single exon.
CUCCAAACAAAUUCACGGGAAGCAAAAGAAUUGGUUGUCGUCGACGUUUCAUCAAGCUUCCGCAGCAUAUUUCCGCUCCGUUUGGUAGCAUCGUCGGGUCCGUCGGAACUAAUAUCUUUCCGUUUGACUCCUCCUUGCAGCCUUAUUUAUCUUAUCAGAUCAUCUCUUGCUCAAACGCAACUCAUCUCAUCUCUCCCGUCUCAUCUCACAUCAGACAUACAUACGCCCCCCUCGCCCUAAACAAGAAAAAAACACUCAAACCCCCCACCAACCCAGCCACCAUGUCCAUAAACGAACCCCACAAGUCCCGCAUCAUCGGACACAUGAACAGCGACCACUUCCGCGAAAUAGAAGAGUACCUCCGCGCCUUCAACGGCGUCUCCGCAUCCGCCGCCCGCGGCGCACAAAUCGCAGACAUGACACUCACCGCCAUGACCAUCAAGUCCGUGUCGGGAACACACAGCGUGGCCAUAACCCCACCCCUCAAAGACGCCAACGACGCGCGCAUCGUCCUCGUCGAUAUGGCCAUGGAGGCAAAGCAGAAACUCGGACUCAGCCCUAUCAGAGUAUCGAGUUUCACCCCUCCCUCGGGGUUCGGACUGCUCACUUUCGCGGGCGUGGUGACGUAUUUCGUCUGCGCGGCGACGUACUCCCUCGUCGUGCCGAAGACGCAGGUGUGGGCGCUACUAGACCAGUUUUGGCCGGGCGGCGCGAGCGGGUAUAAGUGGAUUGUUCGCGCGCUUUUUGCGCCGGUGAUUGUGUGUCAUGUUGGGGAGGCGUGGUGGAUGGCGAGGGGUAGGCUGAGGAGACAUAGUGUGGAGUUCGGGAGUAAGGUUUGGUGGCUUUGGACGCUGGGGACGUUUGUGGAGGGGUUGCCUGCUAUGAGGAGGUUUGAUCGCGUUGUUGAGGCGGAGGGGAAGAAGGCGCAUUGAUUGGGGGUGAGGUUUGGAGAUUGGGGAUGAUUUGGGGCUAUUUUUUAGGGCGUGGAAUUAUUAGGUAUGUUUCUAGUUCAAGAUGGACGUCUCUUUGAGAAGGGUAGGAUAGGAUGUGCUGUGUUUGCGAUACGUUGUGUUAUGAGAUUGAGGAAAGGUUAUGGGUAUGUAGGUGACUAAUUUCUGCACCCGAGAAGAUGGCGAGAGGUUCAAGUUUCAAUUAUAGCAGGUAGGCAAUGAAGUGAUUGAUAAUGGAAGCAAUUGAUCUCUAGGCGAUUAUAGAGAAUUGAUUGGCGUCAGAAUGUCUUACGAAUGGCAAGUUGCGCCCUACGAUUAAGACCAAGUGUUUGGUACCUAUGAGCGACAGCUUACUUUACGAUAGUCACAACAAUCAUGAUAAGACGUCAA